Molecule: messenger RNA, 134 nt
Organism: Dentiscutata heterogama
Lineage: Eukaryota; Fungi; Glomeromycota; Glomeromycetes; Diversisporales; Gigasporaceae
Source: the annotation of a GenBank genome assembly
AUGUCAAGCCCACCAAGUUUAUUUUAUGAUGAAACUUUGGAACCAAUGAAUAUAUCUUACUUUGAUGAAGAUAGUGAAUUAUUAUCAUCAGCAAAAGCUACUACUAGUAGUGAGUCUUCUACAUGUACAACCAG